AUGUGUUGUUCUCCCCCCCCCCCCCCCCCCACAGGUGCUUACGAUUCCAAAAUCAAGAUUGCUUCGAAGAUGACAUGCGAUAAUCCUCUUCAUAAUUAUCGAGAGGAAAUCGGAACAAAUGAAAAUACACCGUUCGCCGGAUGUCAGGAUAUAUACAUCUUCCCGAUUUUCCCCACUUUCAAUAUUUUCCCAAACAAUGGUGUUCAUGACCCUAGCCCAUUCGAACAGAAGCUUGUGUUGUGGUAG
This is a messenger RNA of Caenorhabditis briggsae, 246 nucleotides long. The coding region runs from base 1 to 246 and encodes 81 amino acids. The record is from RefSeq and is a predicted model, not a curated record. NCBI's taxonomy places the organism in Eukaryota, Metazoa, Nematoda, Chromadorea, Rhabditida, Rhabditidae. The transcript has 2 exons.